AUGAAUCGGCUUUUCCUCGUCGCCAUCGCAAUCGCAUCCUUGCUGUCCACCACAUCAGCGGACGACUUUCGUCUUGUCAAACGCGACUGGCGGGCCGAUGCCCCUGGCCAUCCCAAACGCGCACCACCUGCCAAGAGAGGACCGCCCGAGGACGGCGAAGACAAGGUGCCCCUCGUCGUAACCAACAAAUGCGAAGCAACGAUAUGGCCCGGUCUAGCCACCCAGGCUGGCACUGGCCCGGGCACAGGGGGCUUCGAGCUGGAACCAGGCAAGAACAAGACAAUGUGGGUUGGAUCCGACUGGCAGGGCCGUAUCUGGGGUCGAACCAACUGCACCGUCAAUGGUGAAUCCUGCGCCUGCAAAACGGGCGACUGCUUCGCGAAAUUGGACUGCGAGUUCAGCGGAGCGCCCCCAGCGACCCUUGCCGAGUUCAACCUCGCCGGCGGAGUUGACGGCAUGCAAACGUUUUACGACAUCUCCUUGGUCGACGGAUACAACUUGCCUAUGGGCAUCAGCUAUAUCCCUGCCAAGAACACGACGUACAUUCCGCCUAACCUGACAAACUGCGCUUGCAUCGCGACCGAGGGCUGGCUAUUUGCCAAAGCUCCCACGGGCACCUUUUACGCCAACUCGUCAUUUCCCGUGCCGCUCGAGGCCAACGAGACCAACGAGAGCGACUGCUGCAUUGGCAAGUACCACGACCCCAAUAUUUGCAAGCCGUCGCGCUACAGCACCUCGGUCAAGACGGUAUGCCCGGAUGCCUACAGCUUUGCCUUUGAUGACCAGAAGUCGACCUUUAUCGUUCCCAAGGGCGGCGGCUGGGAGGUCGUCAUGUGCCCGGUCGGACGGUCGACUAACAUUCUGCGUCAGCUGGGCAAGGAGCUGUUUGAAAUUGCGAGCGGCGGCAGGUUAUCGGAGCCGUCUAUGAAGCGGCUGCGGGAUAUCGGCUAUAUCGAAGCCGCGAGGGGAGCCGCGGGCAGUGUACGGCAUCUCAGCCCAGCGCUCACGAUUCUGACAGCUGCUCUCGCCGUCGUGUGGUCUGCGCUAUAA
Hirsutella rhossiliensis is the source of this 1050-nucleotide messenger RNA. RefSeq names its product thaumatin family domain-containing protein. The transcript is spliced from 3 exons. Bases 1 to 1050 code for a protein of 349 amino acids. Gene Ontology annotation, biological process: defense response. The record is from RefSeq and is a predicted model, not a curated record. Gene Ontology annotation, cellular component: extracellular region. NCBI's taxonomy places the organism in Eukaryota, Fungi, Ascomycota, Sordariomycetes, Hypocreales, Ophiocordycipitaceae.